UCGAUAAACAACACUGUGAUUGUGACGAACGUCGAAGAUUUUCGACAAUUUUGUUAACAAAUAGUUACAAAAUUUGGAUUAAAAACACACACAUAAAAUGCUGAACGCAGUGUCGCGUCCCUUUGUGCGGGCCACCAGCCAAGUGGUGAAGGCAACCGCUGUUGCCACUCGCCAAGCACAUACGGAUCUGCAAGUGCCCGAUUUCUCGGCCUACCGUCGGGAUUCGGUCAAGGAUGAACGUCGUCGCAAUACCACCUCGGAGGAGCGCAAAGCCUUCUCCUAUCUGCUGGUUGGAGCCGGUGCCGUGGGCAGUGCUUAUGCCGCCAAGGGUCUAGUAAACGCCUUCGUUGGCUCAAUGAGCGCUUCGGCUGAUGUCUUGGCCAUGGCCAAGAUUGAGAUCAAGUUGUCGGACAUUGCCGAAGGCAAGUCCGUUACCUUCAAAUGGCGUGGCAAGCCGCUCUUCAUUCGCCACCGCACCGCCGCCGAAAUCGACUCGGAAAGAAAUGUGCCCACAUCGACUCUGCGUGAUCCCGAAACAGAUGAUCAACGUGUGAUAAAACCCGAAUGGCUGGUGGUCAUUGGAGUCUGCACGCAUUUGGGUUGUGUGCCAAUUGCGAAUGCUGGUGACUUUGGAGGCUAUUAUUGUCCAUGCCAUGGCUCCCAUUAUGAUGCAUCAGGACGUAUUCGUAAGGGACCGGCACCUCUGAAUCUGGAAGUGCCUACCCAUGAGUUCCCUGAUGAGGGCACCCUAGUUGUUGGUUAGAUUGAAUUGAGUUCACUAAAUUGAGUUAUCCAUAAACCCGCAAAAUACACAAAAUAAAAUGUUGUUGGAAAUGGCAAAAGAAAA
Molecule: messenger RNA, 847 nt
Organism: Drosophila willistoni
Lineage: Eukaryota; Metazoa; Arthropoda; Insecta; Diptera; Drosophilidae
Gene: RFeSP
Product: cytochrome b-c1 complex subunit Rieske, mitochondrial
Exons: 3
Coding region: 98-763 (221 amino acids)
Biological process (GO): mitochondrial electron transport, ubiquinol to cytochrome c
Cellular component (GO): membrane
Molecular function (GO): quinol-cytochrome-c reductase activity; 2 iron, 2 sulfur cluster binding
Source: RefSeq, a predicted model, not a curated record